This is a messenger RNA of Armigeres subalbatus, 760 nucleotides long. RefSeq names its product zinc finger protein 512B-like. Lineage: Eukaryota; Metazoa; Arthropoda; Insecta; Diptera; Culicidae. The record is from RefSeq and is a predicted model, not a curated record. The coding region runs from base 65 to 700 and encodes 211 amino acids. The transcript is spliced from 2 exons.
UAAACACUUCUUAUGGUAUCAACGCACUUAAUUCAUUCAUCAUAUUUCAGCGAAGCAGAUCAACAUGAAGUUUCAAUUGCUAAUUCUCUGUGCGUUAGUGGGCGCCAGUUUUGCCAACAAGGAAAAACAAGAGAAAAAUAUUCCGCUCCAUAUUCCGAGGCCAUCCCUGGAACACAUACAGAUUCCCUUCGUGAAACUGAACAUGGUCAAGGGUGGAGAGGUAAUCAAGCAUGUCCCACAGGAAGUGAUCGAAGAAGUCCCGAUCGAACACCACGUCAGCGUCAGCAAGCCAGUGGAAGUGGUCAAGCCCGUCCCGGUCACAAAGGAGGUAAUCGUCGAACGGCCGGUCGAGGUGAUCAAGGAGAUUCCGAUCGAGAAGGUGAUCAUCGAUAAGGUUGAGGUGCCGUACGAAGUGAUCAAGCACGUCGAAAAAGUGAAGCACAUUCCAAUCGAGAAGCAUGUGGAAGUGAUCAAGCAAGUGGAGGUGAUAAAACCCGUUCCCUACAAGAGGUACGUGUUCAACAAGGUGCCAUCGACGAUCAACUACCAGAUUCCCGAGUAUGUGAAGGUGCCGUACUCCAUUUCGGCGCAACCAUCGGGAAGCAUUGCGGACGCUUAUGAGAAGACUGACGAGCAGGGCGGUAAGGGAUGGGGCUUCCCCAGUCCGGUUGGUUUCGUCAAACGACUGAUACAUCAAUGAGCGAAUAUGGACUGAUUUGAAAUGAAGGCUAAUAAAAAUUAUUUAUUUGUAUAUUAUAAA